Molecule: messenger RNA, 1531 nt
Organism: Camelina sativa (false flax)
Lineage: Eukaryota; Viridiplantae; Streptophyta; Magnoliopsida; Brassicales; Brassicaceae
Source: RefSeq, a predicted model, not a curated record
CUCCGAUCACACACACACAAAUUCAAAACCCUACUUCAACCCUUGCUGCGAUUCACAAAGAGCUUGGCGGGGGGGAAGAAAACGCCGAAAUCGGAAAAUGGCGUCUAUAGUUCUUCGAUCCCGUAUGUUGUCAAGAUUGAUAAAGCCUAGAUCUCGUAACCUGAGAUUAUUCUCUUCUGCGGAAGCUUCUUCCUCGAAUUCUACAUCUAGGUAUCAAGGAAUCUCCUCUGGCCAGUCCGUGUUUUCUGAUUUUCCACCGCCAAAUCAGCCUCUUCCGCCGCCUCCUCCUCCUCCUCCUCCUCCUCCUCCUCAAGCGGGAGCUGCGGCCGCGGCAGCGGUGGGAAAGGAACGAAAAGGUCUUAAGUAUCUUGGUUACGCACUCAUGUGGGCACUCACUGGUGCUACAGCCGCUACUGGUUACGCGAGUUUUGCUUACACAAUGGAUGAAGUGAACGAAAUGACUAAGGCGUUCCGAGAAUCAGCUAAGAAGACGCCAGUUAUUAAUUCUUCUGGCAUUGAUAAAUAUCAAACUAUGUUGUACUCUACUGCGAUGACAGGUUCUGCUAAAGCCAUUGAUAAGUAUUUGGAGCUUAGAGAAAUUGUGGAGGAACAUGUGAAAGGCUUUACGGAACCUCUCUCGGAAAAGCUUCUCCCUGAUUUGCACCCCGCAGAACAGCAUGCAUUUACUCUAGUUCUUGAUUUGAAUGAGACACUGCUUUACACAGACUGGAAGCGAGAAAGGGGGUGGAGGACAUUCAAAAGACCAGGUGUGGAUGCAUUCUUGGAGCAUCUUGGGAAAUUCUAUGAGAUUGUCGUGUAUUCUGAUCAGACGGAUAUUUACUUAGGGCCGGUCUGUGAGAAGUUAGACCCAAACCGCGUCAUACGUUUUGCGCUGGGAAGAGUCGCUACUAAAUAUGUGAAUGGAAAGCACUAUAGGGAUCUGUCGAAGCUGAACAGAGAUCCGAAGAAGAUUCUCUAUGUUAGCGCAAAUGCCUUUGAAACAAGCCUUCAGCCAGAGAAUAGCGUGCCAAUCAAGCCUUACAAACUUGAAGCUGACGACACGGCCCUAGUUGACCUGAUACCCUUUCUUGAAUAUGUAGCACGUAACGCUCCAGCUGACAUCAGACCGGUUCUAGCCUCUUACGAGAGAAAAGAUAUUGCCAAAGAGUUCCUUGACAGGUCCAUAGAGUAUCAACAGCGAAUGCAAGAACAACGGGGACAAGGCCGAUUCUGGAGGCGUUAAAGGAUCUAAUAUUUUAUGUAUAGCGAGAGACAGUUAUAUCGUCAUUGAUGCUGCACACUAUAAAAUAGGAACAGGAGGUACUGUUCAUCGCUAUGGUGGUUUAGGUAAAAUUCAAACUAAAAUGGAUGGUGUCUUUCUCAUCAAAGAGUUGUUAUGUCUUUGCCCAAUUUUCCUCGCCUUUGUCUCUGCUUUCGAUAGAAAACUUCUCUUUGAGAAAACUAAAAAAAAUAAGAAAUUAUCAAAUGGAAGGUUCAUUUUUCGUCGACUAACAACAAUACAGUUUUUGUU